CCGCCCCCGCCCCGCCCCAUCGUGGCCGCAGCCGCCGCCGCCGCCGAGCUUCCGGGGGCGCCACAUAAGUCCCGCCUGAGGGGCAGCGGCCGCCGCGCUGAGCAGGGCGGAGGGGAGCGGCCGCGGUACCUGGGCUGCAGCCGGUUAGCAAUGGUACGCAGUGGAAAAAAUGGUGGCCUCCACCUGAAGCAGAUUGAAUACUACAAAAGAACGGGGGAAUAUCAUCCCACCACGUUAUCAAGUGAAAGAAGUGGAAUCAGGAGAGCAGCCAAAAAAUUUGUUUUCAAAGAAAAUAAAUUGUUCUAUGUCGGAAAAGACAGAAAACAAAUGCGCCUGGUAAUUGUUUCAGAUGAAGAGAAGAAAAAGGUGCUUGCGAAAUGCCAUGAAAAUGCUGCAGGCACACAUCACGGUAUAUCAAGGACACUGACCUUAGUGGAAUCUAAUUACUACUGGACCUCUAUAACAAAUGAUGUCAAACAGUGGGUAUAUGCAUGCCAGCAUUGCCAAGUGGCAAAGAAUACAACCACCACCACGCCCAAACCACACCCUAUCAAAGCAGAGGACCCCUGGACAGCAGUCACUGUAGCCCUAGUGGGACCUUUUAAUGUUACCAACAGAAGCCACAAGUAUAUCAUAAUCAUGAUAGAUUUGUUCACAAAAUGGGCUGUUAUUUUGCCUCUGCAUGACACUUCAGCAGCUGAAAUUGCUAAGGCAAUCAUCAGUGUAUUUUUCUUAUAUGGACCACCUCAAAAAAUGCCUAUUGAUCAAGGGAAGGAGCUUGCUCAUCAGAUAAACAAAGAACUAUUUGCGCUGUUUGGAAUGAAACAAAUAGUAUUGUCUUAUCCUCAGACUGAUGAAGUUAAUGAAAGAACAUGCAAGACAAUCAAAGCUUUCCUUAACAAAUACUGCACAGACCAUCCAAAUGAUUGGGAUGAACAUCUGUCAGCUAUUGCCUAUGCAUUCAAUUUGACUAAUCUGGAGCCAGAUCAAACCACUCCCUAUUUCCAAAUGUUUAAUCGUAACCCAUACGUUGUUGAACCAAUGAAUGUAUGUAUGGAAGAAGACAAUAUGUUUGCCAAAAUAUUUGAAGCAACCAAAAGAGCCAGUCAAGCACUGGAAGAAGAGAAAACCUCAGACUGUCAGGUGGAGAAAACCUCUUCAGAUGAACAGAAAACCAGAAACAAAAUCACUGUCAAAAAGAAGACAAAGCAAUUAAAUACCCUUCAACUUAAAGUUGGUCAUGAAGUUCUCAGACAAAGAAAAAACUGGUGGAAAGAUGGUCGUUUCCAGUCAGAAUGGGUUGGUCCAUGUAUUAUAGAUUAUAUCACAGAUAAUGGAUGUGCAAUUUUAAGAGAUGCUACAGGAUCCAGGUUGAAAAGACCCAUCAAGAUGUCUCACCUCAAGCCAUACAUAAGAGGGUCCAAUGAAAAAGACAACCACUACUUCUUACAAGGUGCAGUAGUUGUUGACCAUGACUACAUUGGUGUAUCUGAAAGAUCAUAUACUCCAAGCCAGCAAGACCCUAUCGCUGAAGGGGAAAUCAACACCUAUGCAAGAGGUGUCAUGUCUGCGGCGCAAAUGCCACCUUCAGCCUGCAAAGACCAAGAUCCAACAGAUGGCAAACAUCAGUCUGAGGCAACAGAAGAUCAUUGCAUUGAACCAAACAAUGCAAAGCCAGAGCAAUGGCCUUCACCUUGCUGGACACUUCCGACCAAGAUAGAAGACACUUAAGCAAACGGUCUCCUGUCAUAGUUCAGUGGCAGUUUGGAGUGCCUGUGGCAUACUGAACAGUUCUAAAUUCCUCAGCCAAAUCCACUUUACUCUAUGAAUUUAAGAAUACUGCAGGUAUUCAGUGGUUAAUUUAUAUGGGCAUUAAGAAACAAUCACUCUGUUAACAAAAUGUAGGCACAACCUAGUAAAAGCACAUGUUCUACUACUGUUUGAAUUUAAGAACACUGUAAGUGUUCUUAAGUGUAAGUGGUUAAUUUACGUGGGCAUUGAGAAGUAAUCACUUGAGUACCAGAAGUACUGUCCCAACUUAGUGAAAGUGUAAGUAGUUUUCAUUGUGCAUUUGAAUUCCAAUUUUUGCUGGUAAAAUGGCAAUAUGGCCCAACCCUACUGUCACCCUCUCAGGACACAGCACAUCCUUUCACAGUAAUGAUGUUUUCAUUAAUCCUUA
Molecule: messenger RNA, 2179 nt
Organism: Anas platyrhynchos (mallard)
Lineage: Eukaryota; Metazoa; Chordata; Aves; Anseriformes; Anatidae
Gene: GIN1
Product: gypsy retrotransposon integrase 1
Biological process (GO): DNA integration
Molecular function (GO): nucleic acid binding
Source: RefSeq, a predicted model, not a curated record